ACAAAGCACCUUCAUACAUGUCGUCUUCCUCCUCCAUCGAAAAUUAUUCUCAGAAACAAACGCAUAAAAAAAAUAGGGGGGGUGCAAAAUAAAUCUCUUUCCUCGAAAAGCUUAAUCUUUGUACAGAAGUGAGAGACUAAAUCUUCCUUCGAAUCGCAGAUAUGGUGAUUAUCCGUUGAAGAAUCUUCUUAAAUUGCUCCAGGAUGGAUUGUUCUCUUGGAGGUGAGAGCCUUGCUAUACUGCAGUUGCAUAAAUGGGACCCCCCUGACUUGCAACUCGACUUAUCAGAAUUUCGUGAGGCCUUUUUGUCUCCUACAAGGGAAUUACUGUUGUUGCUAUCAUAUCAAUGCCAGGCUUUACUAGUUCCCCUUAUUACAGGAGACUCUGUAGAUAUUGAUGAGUCAGAAAGUUGUGAUACGAUUCUAAAAAAUUCAGAUUCAACAGCUCUAUGCUUGCCAAGGUUAACUUCACCUAGUAGGUCAAAGUUGAAGGAUGAUAUUCCAUGCCCUUCUGGAUCAGCAACAGAUAUUGAUAAUGACUUUUCUCUUGAUUGCAAUUUUUCAAGAUCUAAUAGUUACCCUUUUCUUUGUGAUGUAAACUCGUUGGCUUGGGGUUUUUGUGGGGAUGCUUAUAAACGACAUAAGGAUGGGUUAUUUAGAGAACUUCUUUUUGUGUCUGGCAGCCAAGGUGUGAUGGUCCAUGCCUUUUGUCAUCGUGAUAAUAACAUUUCAGAGGUGACAACAGCACUGGAGGGGGAGUUUGGGCAAGGGACAUGGAGGGAGUGGGGGCCUUCAUCUGCAACAUCUCAAAAUAUCAAUGAAGAGGAGCCUAUUUCACCAUCUUGUGAAGCUCCUGGAAAAGUCAUUGAUAAAAGUGGUGCCAAUGUUUGUAGCAGACCUCCCGAUAAGAUAACAAAAAGAGAUGGGGAUGAUGAGUUAUCAAGAACUGUUAGUUCAAAGAGGUGGUUACGAUCCUUUUUCACUAAAGCUGAGACUAUUGAAUCUGAAGGUAGUGUUUGGACCAGGCUCCCAAAUAAGUCAUCAUUUCCUUCUACUGCUAAGGUUGUUUCAUUCAGCAUCUGUAAUGGAAAUUUGCCCCUUCUGAACUCCCAUUCUCAAGACUGCUCUGUAUCAAAAAAGACGAGCUGUGGGGAAGAAAUAGUGAAUCUAGAGAAUGAUUUACAUAAAAACUUAUCUUCAUUAGAUGUUGUUACAAGUCAUUCAUAUAAAUGUACCAGAGUUUUCUCCAGUAAUUCCCAUCAUUUAAUUGGAUUCUUUUUAACAUUGGUGGAUUGCAAGCCUGUCAACAUUAGCGAUAGUGAGGAAAAAGGAAGAAGGAAUGUAGUUACUGUUGCCAGGUUAAAGCCUUCAGGAAUCCAGUGGGUUUUUUCUGUAAAGCUUGAGGAAAGGGUAAAUAUUUGCCCAGUGGCUGAGUGGGCAGACUUCCAGUUUUCUGAUGAUUUUCUUGUUUGCCUUAGUUCUUCUGGCUUAGUAUCCUUUUAUGCUGCAGAGUCUGGUGAGUAUGUUGCACAUCUUGAUAUUUUACAGGCUUCUGGAUUAAACCAUAUUCGGAAUUGUGAGCUAGCAAAAUUGUCUCUACAUGCUGAUAGACAUACUGGACAAAUUGAUGAUGUUCAUGAUGAGCCAACUCAUAAACAUGAUGGUUUCUUUGGUAGAAGAUUAUUUAGGAGGUUAUUUGCUGCUUCACAUACAUCUCUCCUGGCUGUAGUUGACGAAUAUGGUGUAGCAUAUGUGAUAUGUGCUAGAGACCAUGUUCCAGACAUGUACUAUGCUUAUGAGAAAUUGAUUCCACAUUAUCAUCAUUUUGGGCUAGGGAUGUUAGUUGGUUGGGAGGUUGGUGGUUCUGAUGUCGGCUGCCAAAGGGUGUAUUCUGAUUUUCUGCAUUCUCCUGAAUCAGAUGUCUCUUCCAAAAGUAAAGGAAAAUUUUCCUUCUCUGAUGAUGUUGGAAGCAAUUUUCUUCACAAACUACAAGACUUGAACCUUAAUGGAAUUGGUUGUAAGUUUCAUGACUAUCAAACACAAUCACAUCUUAUGCGAAAUGUCUUUCUUCCAACAGAUAGAUUUGGUGAAUAUGAUUGUAUCUACUUUUCGCCUUUUGGGAUCACCCGGCUCAUUAGAAGGCAAAAUCUAAAGGAACAGAAGGGUUCCCAACUUGUUCAUUUUAACUUGCAUACAGACUCAGCAACUCAGGAUGACAGAUACUUGAAUUUGAAGGUUGGAAUGUUUUCUCUCCAAGGGAAAAAAGAAGCUUCUGUGGAGCAAGCAGUUGGCUGUAUUUUUCAGGGAUGCUUUUAUUUGGUGACCAAAAAUGGUCUUUCAGUAGUUCUCCCUUCUGUUUCAGUUUCAUCAAACUUUAUUCCUGUAGAAACAAUUGGUUAUCCACAACCAAAUAUCAAUAUGAGCACAGAACAUGAGAAAAGCAGUUUUGAAUUGAGAGAACCCAAAAAACCCUGGUCUCCAUGGAAACUUGAAAUUUUGGAUAGAGUUCUUUUGUAUGAAGGUCCUGAAGAGGCAGAUCGCUUAUGUUUGGAAAAUGGGUGGGACCUGAAAAUUUCUCAGAUACGAAGGCUGCAAAUGACAUUGAAAUACUUGAAAUUUGAAGAAAUAAAGCAAUCUCUAGAAAUGCUUGGGGGUGUCAACCUAGCUGCAGAAGGGAUUUUAAGAUUGCUUCUUGCUGCAGUUUAUCUAAUAUCUCAUAAAAAUGGCAGUGAAAGUGAGUUUUCUGCUGCAUCAAGGCUCCUUGCUUUGGCGACCUGGUUUACGACCAAAAUGAUUCGUGAAUAUGGAUUGCUCCAGCAUAAAAAUGAUUCAAUCUUGGAACAGGGCUUGGAUAGGACCAGAGUACUUCCUCUUCCACUAGAUUUACCUGAUAAUUUUCAGAAUGAAGUUGGAAAUUCCUUAAGGCUUCAUGAAUUGGCUCAUUUUCUGGAGAUUAUACGGAAGCUGCAAUGUCAACUUAGAGCAAAACUUAAAAAGCCACCCCCAGGAGUGGUGGAUCAGGGGGAGGCAUUAGGUGUUGUGGACUCACUCUCACUGCAAGAUGGAUUUCAACUUUCGACACCACUAGCAGAUUCCUUGGAUACAUCAAAUCAUCAUGAGGAUGAGAAGCUUGCUUUGGUUCCCAAGAAUUCUUUGAGCUCUGAAACUAUGGAUUCGGAGGAUUCAAGUGAAGUGCCUGCACUUGUGCCACAAGGAAUGGUUUUUGCAAAGAAAGUUCUUCCGCUGGAAAAUCCUAUGGAGAUGAUUGCACGUUGGAAAAUAGAUAAACUGGAUUUGAAAACUGUGGUCAAAGAUGCUCUACUCUCUGGUCGUCUUCCUUUAGCUGUUCUUCAACUGCAUCUCCAUCGUUCAAGGGAAUUUGUCUCUGAUGAAGAGUCGCAUGAUACCUUCACUGAAGUUAGUGGUAUUGGAAAAGCUAUUGCUUAUGACCUAUUUUUGAAGGGUGAAUCUGGACUUGCUAUAGCAACACUGCAAAAGCUUGGAGAGGAUCUUGAAAUCUGCUUCAAGGAGUUGUUAUUUGGCACGUUAAGGAGGCCUUUACGGAUACAGAUUGCUGAGGAGAUGGGUAGAUAUGGUUAUCUGGGACCAUAUGAACGGAAGAUAUUGGAGAGGAUAUCACUUAUUGAGAGGCUUUAUCCUAGCAGCAGUUUCUGGAAAACUUAUCUUGGCCAUCAGAAGGAGCUAAUGCACGUUACAUCAUCUCUAAGCUCAUCAGGAGGAAUUAAUUUACAUUUGUUGGAUUUGCAUCCCUUCAACAAUCUAGUAAUAAAGUGUGGUGAGAUUGAUGGAGUUGUUCUAGGUACAUGGACAAAUGUUAAGGAAAAUUUAUCUGAUCCUGCGCCUGACCAAGAUAGCGCUUCUGCUGGAUAUUGGGCAGCAGCAGCAGCAUGGUCUAAUGCCUGGGAUCAGAGAACCAUUGAUCGUAUAGUGUUGGAUCAGCCUUUUCUUAUGGGCAUUCAUGUAUCAUGGGAAUCGCAGCUGGAGUACCAUAUAUACCAUAAUGACUGGGAGGAACUCUCCAAACUCCUUGAUGUUAUUCCAGAAUCUGUUCUAUCAGAUGGAACCCUCCAAAUAGCACUGGAUGGUUCACGGCCUAGUUCAUCUGUUGAAUACAGUAGUGAAUUUCCUGACUAUGGAAAAUAUAUAUGCUCUAUAGAAGAACUGGAUGCUGUGUGCAUGGAUGUCCCAGAUAUAAAAAUUUUUAGGUUGCCUUCUUCUUCUUUAUGCUGUGCAUGGUUAAGGAUGCUCAUAGAGCAAGAGCUUGUGAGGAAAUUUAUUUUCUUGAAGGAAUACUGGGAAGGCACUUCAGAGAUAGUAUCCCUUCUGGCUCGUUCAGGAUUCAUUAAUAACAGAUACAAAAUUAUGUCUGAAGAUGAUUCCAUUGAGAGUUCAUCAGAUCUUAAUUUCUCAAAUAAUAGUGAAAGAUUACAUGCAGACACUGCACAAGCUCUGUAUAAGUUACUUGUACAUCAUUGUGCACGAUAUAACUUGCCAAACCUUCUGGACCUUUAUUUUGAUCGUCACAAGAUGGUUCUUGAUGAGGACUCACUGUUUUCAUUACUGGAAGCUGCAGGGGAUUGUCAUUGGGCAAGAUGGUUGCUCUUAUCUAGAAGGAAGGGCUGUGAAUAUGAUGCUUCUUUUGCUAAUACCCGUUCAAUAAUGUCACGUAAUUUAGUUUAUGAUAACAACCUUCAUGUUUUGGAAGUUGAUGAAAUAAUUCGUACCAUUGACGAUAUUGCGGAAGGAGGAGGAGAAAUGGCAGCUUUAGCUACUCUAAUGUAUGCUCCUGCCCCAAUCCAGAAUUGCUUAAGUAGUGGUAGUGUAAAUAGGCAUAGUAGCUCCUCAGCCCAAUGCACAUUGGAGAACCUAAAACCUGCUCUGCAAUACUUUCCUACGUUGUGGCGCACGCUUCUAUCUGCAUGUUUUGUACAAGAGACAACUUCCAAUUUUAUGGGCCUUAAAACAAAUAAUGCUUUAUCAGCCUACCUAAAUUGGCGGGACAAUAUAUUCUUCUCUGCUGCACAUGAUACUUCACUUUUACAAAUGCUGCCUUGCUGGUUUCCAAAGGCUGUUCGGCGAUUGAUUCAACUUUUUGUUCAGGGUCCUCUUGGAUGGGAAUCACUCUCAGGUCUGCCAACCGGAGAAUCAUUGUUGCAUAGAGACAUUGAAUUUUACAUAAAUGCUGCUGAACAGCGUGAGAUCAGUGCUGUCUCCUGGGAAGCAACAAUUCAAAAACAUGUCCAAGAAGAACUUUACAAUUCCUCACUUGUGGAAACUGGACUUGGGCUUGAGCACCACUUGCAUCGUGGACGUGCACUUGCAGCUUUCAAUCAUCUUCUUAUUUCUAGAGUUGAAAAGUUGAAACUAGAAGGGAAACCCAGUUCUGCAGCUCAUGGACGAACAAAUAUUCAAUCACAUGUCCAAACACUUCUUGCAUCUAUAACACAGAGUGAAGAGUCUAUUCUUUCAUCUGUCAUGCCUCUUGCUAUUACACAUUUUGAAGAUUCUGUGUUGGUGGCAUCUUGCUGUUUUUUGAUGGAGCUUUGCGGUUUAUCAGCCAGCAUGCUUCAAUUAGAUGUAGCUGCCUUAAGACGGAUAUCCUCCUUUUACAAAUCCAGUGAAAUUAAUGAGAAUUUUAGGCAACUUUCUCUUAAGGGUUCUGCAUUUCAUGCAAUAUAUGAUGAAGGCAGUGUAAUGGAAUCUCUAGCCCGUGCACUGGCUGAUGAAUACUUGCAUCAGAAUGGUGUAAGCAGUUCCAAAGAAAAGGGAUAUCCUCAUUCGGUUGCUAAUAAGCGGCCUUCUCGAUCUCUCAUGAUUGUCCUACAGCACUUGGAGAAGGCUAGCAUUCCAACACUGGUGGAUGGUAAGACAUGUGGCUAUUGGCUCUUAACUGGAAAUGGUGAUGGAACUGAAUUGAGAUGUCAACAGAAGGCUGCAAGCCAACAAUGGAGUCUAGUUACCGUCUUCUGUCAGAUGCAUCAGCUACCCUUGAGCACAAAAUACCUUGCCAUAUUAGCACGAGACAAUGACUGGGUUGGAUUCCUUUCAGAAGCUCAAAUUGGAGGAUACGCCUUGGACAUGGUGGUCCAAGUUGCAUCAAAGGAGUUCAGUAAUCCCUGUCUUAAAACUCAUAUAGUAACUGUUUUGAAGAGCAUGCAGUCCAGAAAGAAAGCUGGCUCUCCAUCUUACACGGAUACUACUGUGAAGGGGAAUGAAAGUGGCUUCAAAGAGGAAAGCUUGUAUGUCCCUGUUGAACUGUUUGGAAUUUUAGCAGAUUGCGAGAAGAAGAAAAAUCCUGGGGAGGCUCUCUUGAUGAAAGCAAAGGAAUUGUCCUGGUCUAUUUUGGCCAUGAUUGCAUCAUGCUUUCCAGAUGUGUCUCCAUUGUCCUGCUUAACAGUUUGGUUGGAGAUAACAGCAGCCAGGGAAACUUCAUCUAUCAAGGUCAAUGACAUAGCUUCCCAGAUAGCCAAUGAUGUUGCAGCAGCUGUGGAAGCUACUAAUUCCUUGCCUGCAGAUAGCAGGGCAAUUGCAUUUCAUUACAACCGGAGGAAUCCAAAACGUAGGCAGCUUAUGGAGCCUGUAUCCGUGAACCUCUUGUCUGGUGCCAGUGAUGGUUCAGUAGGAAUAUUUUCUGGUGAAGGUAUCAUAGCUGGGGAAGAACAAAAUGUUGAACUUGGUGAGGAGAUUAAUGUUUCAGCUGAUUCUAAUGAAGGGCCAGCUUCUCUAUCAAAAAUGGUUGCGGUGCUUUGUGAACAACACUUGUUUCUGCCUUUGCUAAGGGCAUUUGAGAUGUUCCUUCCUUCGUCUUCUCUAUUGACAUUUAUCCGGGCUCUUCAGGCAUUUUCACAAAUGCGCCUGUCUGAAGCUUCAGCACAUCUGGGUUCCUUCUCUGCUAGAAUUAAGGAAGAAGCCACACAGCUACAAACAAAUUUAGGAAGAGGACACAUUGGAACAUCAUGGAUUAGUUCCACAGCCAUAAAAGCUGCUGAUGCUAUGCUUUCAACUUGUCCAUCACCUUAUGAAAAAAGAUGCUUACUACAACUUCUUGCUGCUACUGACUUUGGAGAUGGAGGGUCAGCAGCAACAUGCUAUCGACGAUUGUAUUGGAAAAUCAAUCUAGCAGAACCUUCUUUGCGUAAGAAUGAUUUGGACCUUGGGAAUGAAACUCUAGAUGAUGCUUCACUUUUAACAGCAUUAGAAAAGAACAGGCUAUGGGACCAAGCACGCAACUGGGCAAGACAGUUAGAGGCAAGUGGUGGACCUUGGAAAUCUUCUGUGCACCAUGUUACUGAAACCCAGGCUGAAUCCAUGGUAGCAGAGUGGAAAGAGUUCCUCUGGGAUGUCCCAGAAGAGAGAAUUGCUUUAUGGGGCCACUGCCAAACGCUGUUCAUCAGAUAUUCCUUUCCCGCUUUACAGGCAGGAUUGUUUUUCCUUAAGCAUGCAGAAGCAGUCGAGAAAGAUCUUCCAGCAAGGGAGCUUCAUGAAUUGUUGCUGCUUUCUCUUCAGUGGUUAAGUGGGAUGAUAACCCAGUCCAAUCCAGUUUAUCCAUUGAAUCUUCUGCGAGAAAUUGAGACUAGAGUAUGGCUCUUUGUAGUGGAGUCAGAAGCUCAAAUAAAUAGUGAAAGAGAUUCAAGUAUAAUCAGUUCCAGGCGAGACAUCAUCAUUGGAAAUACAUCCAGUAUUAUUGAUCGGACUGCUAACCUAAUAUCAAAGAUGGACAAUCAUAUCAAUGCAACAAGGAAUAGAACCAAUGAGAAAUAUGAUGCUAGGGAAAACAACCAGGCACAUUACAGGAACCAAGUAUCAGACUCCAGUUCUUCGACCAUGACAACAGGAGGCAUGAAGACAAAACGGAGGGCCAAAGGCUAUUUGCCCUCAAGACGGCCAUUAGCAGACACAGUGGAUAAAGUCACUGAUUCUGAAGAUGGUUCCUAUAUUUCCAAUCCUCCCAACUUAAAGAAUGACCUACAGUUGCAAGAUGAAAGCUUUAAAAUUGAAAUAUCUUUUUCCAAGUGGGAGGAAAGGAUUAAUCCUGCAGAGCUGGAAAGUGCUGUCCUAUCCUUACUGGAGUUUGGACAAAUAACAGCUGCCAAGCAACUUCAACAGAAGCUGUCUCCAGGAAAGAGACCUUUUGAAUUCAAACUUGUGGAUGCUGCUUUAAAGCUUGCAGCAAUGUCUACUCCUAGCAAUGAAGUUCCUAUCUCAAUGCUUGACGAGGAUUUAUUCUCCAUCAUUCAGUCGUACAAUCUAUUUAUUGACCAGCAUAGAUUCUACCCACUGCAGGUCUUGGAGAGUUUAGCAACCAUUUUUGCUGAAGGUGGUGGUCGUGGAAUAUGUAAGAGAAUAAUAUCAGUUGUAAAGGCUGCAAACGUAUUGGGUCUUCCGUUUUCAGAGGCAUUUGACAAGCAGCCAAUUGAAUUAUUGCAGCUACUGUCACUUAAGGCGCAAGAGUCUUUUGAGGAAGCAAAACUUAUUGUGCAAACCCAUGUAGUGCCAGCUACUAGCUUUGCCCAAAUUCUUGCAGAAUCCUUUUUGAAGGGUUUACUGGCGGCACAUCGUGGGGGAUAUAUGGAUUCUCAAAAGGAGGAAGGACCAGCACCUUUAUUGUGGAGAUUUUCAGACUUCUUUAAGUGGGCUGAGCUUUGCCCUUCUGAACCAGAAAUUGGCCAUGCAUUGAUGCGUUUAGUGAUCACAGGACAAGAAAUACCACAUGCCUGUGAGGUUGAGCUUCUUAUUUUGUCCCACCACUUCUACAAAUCAUCUUCCUGCCUUGAUGGAGUUGAUGUUCUAGUAGCCCUUGCUGCAACCAGGGUUGAAGCUUAUGUGUCUGAGGGUGAUUUUCCAUGUUUAGCUCGUCUUAUAACUGGAGUUGGGAACUUCCAUGCCCUUAAUUUCAUCCUUGGUAUUCUUAUAGAAAAUGGUCAGCUGGAUCUACUUCUUCAGAAGUAUUCCACUGCUGCAGACAUAAACACUGGCACUGCUGAGAUGGUUAGACGAUUUCGGAUGGCUGUUCUGACAUCAUUGAAGCAUUUUAAUCCCAAAGAUAUAGAUGCAUUUGCUAUGAUCUAUAACCACUUUGACAUGAAGCAUGAAACAGCCGCUCUGCUAGAGUCACAAGCACAACAAUCUUGCCAGCAGUGGUUUCAACGGCAUGACAGAUACCAGAAUGAAGAUCUUUUAGAUGCCAUGCGCUAUUUCAUUGAAGCUGCUGAAGUUCACUCCUCUAUUGAUGCUGGCACCAAAACACGCCGAGCUUGUGCCCAGGCUUCCCUUGUCUCACUUCAAAUAAGAAUGCCGGAUUAUAAGUGGCUCAAUCUAUCUGAUACAAAUGCCAGGCGAGCACUAGUUGAGCAAUCACGUUUCCAGGAGGCACUCAUUGUUGCUGAAGCUUAUGGUCUUAAUCAGCCAGGUGAGUGGGCACUUGUUCUUUGGUUUCAGAUGCUCAAUCCAGAGCUGACAGAAGAAUUUGUCCAUGAAUUUGUGGCCGUGCUUCCCCUCCACCAAUCUAUGCUUGCAGACUUGGCAAAAUUUUAUAAGGCUGAGAUAACAGCCAGAGUAGACCAGUCUCAAUUCUCACUAUGGCUUACUGUUGGUGGAGGAUUGCCAGCAGAUUGGGCGAGGUAUCUGUUUAGGUCAUUUAGGUGCCUGUUGAAAAGGACUAGGGACCUAAAGUUUCGAAUGCAUCUGGCUAUGGGAGCUCCUGGGUUUGGUGAUGUUGCGAAUGCUUGUAUGAAAGCAUUGGAUAAGUACCCUGACAAUGCUGGGCCGCUUGUAUUGAGAAAAGGACAUGGAGGGGCUUACCUCCCACUUAUGUGAAUAUGAUGCUUGGUAGCCAGGACCCAAUCAUGGCUCUAAGUCUGAUGGUGGAGUAAAAAUGACAAGGUUGGAUUGCCAUGCUAGGAUGCUCCUAAAGAUGAUAAGUUAAAGUGAAUGUGAGAAUUGUGAUAGUCUUCGAUUAAUCGAAGAGAUUUAAUGGUUCCUUUUUUUGGUUAUAUACUUCAUACCGGACAAGCUGGACUAGCUAGGGAGCAGAGAAAGAGUUGCUUGAAAGAGUUUAUUGAGAUUAGGUCUUAGAGCUAGCAGGAUCUUGUAAAAUUGGUUUGGUCAUGAUGGUUUCUUUUCAAUAUUUUCCUUUUUGGAAUAUUUUUUUAGCUUAAAGAUUAGGAUAGAUAGGCUGUUGUUUUUAGUGGAUGAACGUCGGGAGGGUCAAAAUGAUUUUUGUAAGAAAUGUACAGCUUGUUCAUUCAUUCUUCAAUUCAUAGUUCGUUUUGUGAUGGUUGCAGUAGUGUUCGAUCGGGAAUUCACUCUUCUUCUUGUUCCUUCUGAGGACAUUUAGGAGGCCAAACUGGCUCUAUUUUUGUAAUGGUUAAGCACACUAUCUCGAAGUGCCAAAAGAAGUUUUGAUCAUUCCCCUCCAUAAUAAGGUGAAUGGCAUUUA
Messenger RNA from Rubroshorea leprosula, 10458 nucleotides. The record is from the annotation of a GenBank genome assembly. Lineage: Eukaryota; Viridiplantae; Streptophyta; Magnoliopsida; Malvales; Dipterocarpaceae.